This is a messenger RNA of Hippopotamus amphibius kiboko, 5289 nucleotides long. RefSeq names its product killer cell lectin like receptor G2 (gene KLRG2). The coding region runs from base 66 to 1328 and encodes 420 amino acids. The record is from RefSeq and is a predicted model, not a curated record. The transcript has 5 exons. Lineage: Eukaryota; Metazoa; Chordata; Mammalia; Artiodactyla; Hippopotamidae.
GCUAACGUCCCUACCUAGGCCCAGGUGCUCCUCGCUCGGCAUCUCUCGGCUUCUCUGCGCAUAGAAUGGAGGGGGCCCGGGCGGCGUCUGGGGGAGACCAAGCCGGGGUCGAGUUCCCAAUGGAGCCACUGGGAAGUCAGGUCCCGGAGCUGGAGCAACCGCAGGACCCCGCGGAGGAAAGACCUCCCGACAGUCCCGAGAGCAGCCCGAGUCUGGCUCCCGCCGUGAAGGAGGCGGCGGGCGCGAGCCAGGACAUGUCGGGCGGGAGGAAGCUGCCCUCCCCUCGCCCCGCUCCCCUGCGGCUGCUGCCACCCAGCCUGGGCUACGGCGCCUUCCGCCGCCAGGCAUCGACCGGCCCGGAGCCGCCGUCGCCGGGCCCCGCCGCGGCCGAGCAGCCCCGGGACGGCGAGACGCCGGGGGCCGAGCUGACGCCAAGGGCCGCGUCGGGAGAGCCGGCUCCGGGCGCCUGGGCCCCAGUGGAACUGCAGGUGGACGUGCGCGUGAAGCCCGUGGGCGCGGCCGGCGGCAGCCGCGCGCCCUCACCGGCGCCCUCCACGCGCUUCCUCACCGUCCCGGUGCCCGAGUCCCCGGCCUUCUCCCGCCACCCCUCCCCCGCGCAUCCGCUGCUGCGGCGGACCCCGUCCCCGGGAGGCACGUGGGGCUGUGGCACGCCGCUGGCCGCAGCCCGGGCGGAGCGCGGCCUCGACGCCGAGGGCUGGGCCGGUCCCGCCGAGGGGCGCGCGGAGUCGCCGUGCUCCCCCACGUGGCGCUGCCGCUGCAAGGAGGACGCCGCGCUGCUGCCCCACGCCGAGAUGGACGGCGACGAGAGGCUGCCCCGGGUGGUAAAGCUCAUAGGGCUGCCCAUGUAUAUGAGGUCCCUGCGCUGGGCCCUGGCAGUCAUGGCCGUGCUCCUGGCAGUGUCUGCGGUGGCCAUUGUGGCCCUGGCCUCGAAAGCAGGGGCCAGGUGCCGGCCGUGCCCCCAGGGCUGGAUGUGGUCCGAGGAGCACUGCUACUACCUCUCUGCCGAAGCUGAGGCCUGGGAGGCCAGCCAGGCUUUCUGCUCAGCCCACCAUGCUACCCUCCCCCUGCUGAGACACACCCAGGAUUUCCUGAGCAGAUACCCGGUCACCAAGUACUCCUGGGUGGGGGCCCGACGAGGCCCCCAGGGCUGGCACUGGAUCGACGGGACCCCCUUGCCGCCCCAGCUACUCCCCAAGGAAGACCAGGAUGAGCCGGAUCUCGACUGCGGGAGCCUGGAGGGAGGCAAGCUUGUGGCUUCAGACGGUGCCUCCCCCAGACCCUGGGUCUGCGCCAAGGGGACCAAGUGACUUGGAUUCUGCCUGCCCUGAGCCUGUUGGGGGCACUCGGCCCCUGCGGGAGGCCAGGUUGAGAGCUGGGACAGCCUCCUCCCUGGACCCAGUCCUCCAGGUCUCCGCACUCUGUGGUCAAUGGUCCUGCCUGAGCGAAAGGAGACCUUCUGCAGCCCUGAGGCUAAGCUCCCACUUGAGUCUCCAGCUGCUGAGGUGGAUUUGCUCUGUGAUCUUGUAGGUUUGUUUGUUUGUUUGUUUGCCUCUGUGCCUCAGUUUCUCCCUUGGCCAUUUCCCAUUCUCUCACUUACCUGCUUAGUCACAGGUGUGCACUCUUUCAAGCCUAGAGGAACAGAAAGUCUUCACGGUCACAGGUGAUCCCAGCCUGGGUUCUCACUGAGUCCAUGAAGUGUCUCCCAUCUCGUGGGAUUUGGCAGCAAUGACAUCAUUGCUAGAAAGGCCAUUUCCCAUCUGGAGGGCAGCGCACGAGAAGCAGCCGCCCCAGAGGAGAGAGGAAGGAGGGUCCUGUCCCUGCCUCGGGAGUUGGCAGAGAGUAAGGUUCUUUGUGGAGACUGGCGUGUGCGGCUGGCAGGGCCCUGACCAGCUGAUGCCCAAGGCUGGGAAGAUGCAGAGAGGACAGAGUCACCGGGGGCAGGAGGAGUCAAGGGGGCACCCCUUCUUGGCCAGUGGAGCCACCGCAAAGCUUGGGGUCCAAGUGAGCAAAGAAGUCAGGAAUGUGGGGAGGAGUGAGGCAGCUCCUCCUCCCCCCGCCGUGGGGACGGCAGCCUGAAAUGCCUCCGUGCUGAGGACCAGCGAAGGGCCUUCGGGGUGGAGGCAGUGGCAGCGAGGCGCGGGGACGGGUUUAGCCUGCAGCCUGGAGAGACUUCUCCAAGGGACAGACUGAACCUGCCCCUGCUCGUGUUGCCAACCAUGUGCAAACGAGCUUUGCUCUUCAAAGGCCGACCGGGUGUCCAGACUCCUCAGAAAAACCUGUGCUGGGCCAUUGAAACUAACCGACAGCUUGCACGGAGUAUAUGGCUGCCUGGGAGAAAGGGAUGGAACGCCCCAAGAGCACACCUGACAAGCAAUAAAAAUCUUAGAAACUCUGCUGUUUCUCAUGGCUUUCUUCUCAUUCUAGCUACAAAGCCCCAGAGCUUGAUGACAUGCCCAAGUUUAACUCACUUCAAAGCCCGUCUCAGUGAACGCCUGUGUCUGGUGUGUCAGGCUGGUGUAACGUCAGCAUCAGGGCCACUGGCUUGGGGCCCUCUGGGUUCAGUGCCAUUUAGAAUCACCUGUGGAGCUUAAACGAUCCAGGUGUUCAGGGUGGGUGGUGUGAUGCUGGGGCCUGGAAAUGUGAGGGUUUUUCAGUUUCGGUUGGUGAGGAAGGGGAGUGAGAGAGUGACCUUUGAUCUACCAAAGUAGGAAGCUCCUAGUUACUGUCCAAAGUUGGCAAACCAAGAAAUAGCAGUGUGCACUUAUUAUUUAGAAAUAUGGAGAUAAAUACUAGAAGAAAUGGCAAAAAUCAAUCAAAGUGGCUGCCUUAAAACUAAUUGAUGGUGACAGAAGUCAGGACAGUAGUUAUCGUGAUGGGGUGGGCGCAGUAUUAACUGCGCAGGCGUACCAGGGAGUAUUCAGGGGUGCUGGGAUGCUCUAGGUUUUGACCUGGGUGGGGUUGGGUACAUAUGUAAAAAUUCAAGCUGUACACCUAAGGUUAAAAAACUUAAAUGCCUGUCUCCAAGGAACAGGAGUGAGGCUACAGGGGAACUGAUGUUUUUCUUUUUCUUUUAACAUAUACAUCCUUUAGUACUAUUAAUGUAAAACCAUAUUCACUUUUUUGAAAAACCUGUAUUCAUGUAUCAAUACUACUUCGAUAAAAAGAGAAAUUAUAUUUUUUAAAAGCCUGGCUUGAGAACUAGUAGCUUCAGAAAGCAUUCCUGUGACCGCCUUUUCUUACAGCCUGUAAUUACUUCUUUCACUGAGGUACAUUUUCACAAGUUUCAGCCUCACCUUACCUUCAGAGUGUGUCUUUCCCUUUCUCCUAAAUGGAAGCUGGAAAAGUUACACAGCAGGUUGGUCUGCAUGGAAUUCCUCUGAGUAAUUUUUCUAGUCUCUUUUCCCACCAGGCACUGCCAACUGCUAUUGUUUGAAAUCCACACUAAUAACAUUGCCACCAGCACGGGCUUGUUUCAUGGAGCUUUGGAGAACAGCCUCUGACAUAGGCUGGCCCAGCAGCUCACAGCAGCCUCCGAGGUGCUGGUGUGGACACCUCGUUUGUGAAAGAGUCUCCUGUGUGGAGCACACAUGACUCAUGCUGAGAUUUGUGGGUGGGGGUGGGGUGUCAGGUUUUUACCCGCUUUCCUGAUGCUUCUGAUACAGAUGGUCCAGAAACCACAUUUUGAGAAACACUGUCUAAAAGAGCCCAUAUUGCUACCAGGAAAAAAAAAAUGUAUAUAUAUUUUGUCAACUUCAUUGAGGUAUAUAAUUUGCACAGAAGAAAACACACCCAUCUCAAGAAUAUCUUUUGACAACUAUAGAGGCACCCAUGUAACUAUUGCCAAUCAAGAUGUGGAGUAGUUCCAGCACUCAAGAAAGUUCCUUCGCUUGCCUUUGUGGUCAGUGCUCUCUUCUCCCUGACCUCCAGCCCCAGGCUAAUCUGUGUUCGGUGUUUAUAGAUUAAGUUUAGCUUGUUCUAGGAUUUUGAAUAAAAGAAUAGUAAUUACAUACUCUUUUGUGUCUGCUUCUUUAGCUUAGCACAAGGUUUUAAGGAUUGUUCAGGUUGCCGCAUGUAUUGGUAGUAGUUCCUUUCUUUGUAGGGAAAGAUCACAAUCUGUUUAUCUUCUCUGUUUAUUGUCUCCAGUUUGGGGCCAUUAUGAAUACAAUGCCAUUGGACAUUCGAAUACAAGUCUGUGUGUGGACAUAGGCUGCCAAUUUUCUUGAAUACCUGAGAGUAGGAUUGCUGAAUUGUAUGGUAAGGAUGUGUUCAAUUUGUAAGAAACCGCCAAACUGUUUUCCAAAGUAGCUGUACCACUUCACAGUUCCGCCAGCAAUGUACCAGAGUUCCAGUUGCUCCACAUUUUCAUCAGCGUUUGGUGUUGCCAGCCUUUUCACAUUUAGACAUUCUAGUGAAUGUGUAGUGGUAUCUCAGUGUGGUUUUCAUUUGCACUUUCUUGACAACUGAUGUUGACUUUUUCAUAUGCUCGUGGCCAUUCAUGUAUUUUCUUCUGUGAUUCUCAUACUGAUGGUCCAGAGAACUCUGCCUAAAAGACCCAUAAGCCCACCAGGACAGAGCAUCUUUAAAGUGAUGAUGUAAAUGGAAAAUCUAAGAUAUCCCCCAACUUUGUGAAAAUUUUCAAACUACAGAGUUGAAAAAAAUGACAUGACAAACAUCCACAUGCUCUCUACCCGGAUCUAACAACCAUUAACAUUUUGCCACAUUUACUCUGUCAGUAUAUUCAAAACUGUCGAACCGUUUGAAAAUGAGUUGCAGACACCAAGACACCUCACUCCUAAAGACUUCAGUAUGCAUGUCCUAGAAAUAAGGACAUUCUUCUACAUAAUUGCAAUUCCACCAUUACACCUAAUAAAGUUAAGUUCACAUUCAAUCUGUGCUCCGAGUUCCCUAGUUUCUCAACUAAUUUAAACAAAGAUUUAAUCAGGGUUUAAGUACUAUUAUGGGUUGUCUGGAACUUCUUUUCUGUAACAUUGACUUUUUGAAGAGACCAGGUCAGCUGUCAUGUAGAGUGACAGAUAUCCUGUAUGUGUCUCAUUUCCUGUAAACUGGAAUUAGGCUUAGAUUCAAUAUAAACAUUAAAAAAAUUGUUGUUGAAGUAUAGUUAAAAUGUGUUAAUUUCUGCUGUACAGCAAAGUGAUUCAGUUAUAUAUAUAUAUUUUACAAUGUAAACAUUUGCGAUUCACAUUUCACCACCUGAUGGAUUUUAACAUUGAUUUCAAGUAAUUUGCACCAAACUUUCUAAAAAAUAAA